GCUUUUCUAAGGCGUGUCGGAGGGAGUUAAGAGAUUCGGGUGAGUAGACAGUGCAGCUGUGGAACUUUGCAAUCUAAGAGAGCUUGAAAUCCGAAGCUUUCUUCUAAUUCGUUUCCCAAGGCCAGAGUGAUCACGACAACAAUGCUCUCGAGCUUGGUGAUGUUGCUUACUUGGAUGGUUCACCUGAAAGUGUGUUGCGUAGCGCAGGAUUCGGCCCAGGAUUCGGAAGAAGCCUGGAGAAAUUGGAAGGAGAUCCAUGAGAGAGUAUACACCGAAGAGGAAGAGCCCGCACGGAGAGCCAUAUGGGAGAAGAAUCGGCAGAUGAUUGAGAAGCACAACCGUGAGGCUGAUGAAGGGAAACACUCCUAUUGGCUGGGGCUGAAUGACUUUAGUGAUUGGACCGAUGAAGAAUUUAACCGCAUGGCGGGAGGUUCUUGUUGUGAGAUGGAGGAUCCUGACAAUGCUUCUCAAGGCUUUGGCCAUGCGCCAGACAUUUAGCAGGCACCCAAGCCCAAGAAAUGCCACCAGAGAUC
This is a messenger RNA of Thamnophis elegans (Western terrestrial garter snake), 533 nucleotides long. Its product is annotated as protein CTLA-2-alpha-like. The transcript has 4 exons. The record is from RefSeq and is a predicted model, not a curated record. The coding region runs from base 142 to 498 and encodes 118 amino acids. Lineage: Eukaryota; Metazoa; Chordata; Lepidosauria; Squamata; Natricidae.